GGGCUCACAUUAUCACGUGUAUGGGAACAUUAUAUCUGAAAAGCGCAUAUUGAUAUGCAUUACAAUAUGAGCCGACCUCCUAUGAGUUAAAUGCUUGCGGGUUUCACUUCUGAAUAGACGGCGGUAUAAUUAGGAACAUGAUUCAAUUGAUUAAGGCUAACUGUAGAGCCGAUACAGUUCAUAGGUAGUGUUUUCAAUACUUAGGCUUGGUCCACGCCAUUAUUACAUUACAAUUGUAGCUUAGGUUUUAUCGUCAAGUAAAUUCCUUCCAGGACAAUAAUCACCGUGGGCCAUACGGCCGAUAUUGAUCCGUGUAAGGUGGCUGGGUAUUAUAAUGUAGGUACGUCUUGCCGAGACCACUUAUAACAUAAAGCCUAUAUGUUUCUGUAAUAUCAUACACCUUGCUGUUGCUGCUGUUGUGCAUACAGGUUGCAUGUGACAUAUUUAAGUAGGACACCGUGUGCAUAUCGCGGCAAAUUAUGCUCAUUUUAUAAUAAAGAUUUUUAUUAAUAAAACGACGCAUGGCUGCUCUCUAAUUUAUCUGUUAUAGGAGUGUUCAGUCAGCGUAAGGUGAUCACAUAUGUCGAGACGACCUAACUACCUAUAAACAUAUUUGUAUUAUAACCGCACGUCGCGGCGGGGUACGAGUCUCUUAUUCAACACAUGUACAUACGGACUUGGAUCAGCGCACACGGUUUAAACUAAACCGGUUUAAUAGGUUUUAGCUGAAGUGUCUGGCUUACCAACAGUAGUUGUUAGAGAUUAAUGCAUCUACUUCCUAGUGUAUUAUUUGCCCAGGUCAGUGAAAUACAGUACUGAAAGUAGAUCCGCUGAGGAUAUGGUAUAUAAUUGACAAUGUAAUGUGUAAAAGUUGAAGGACAUGUUAGUCUACGAAAGGUUUCCAUUCAUGAUAUAGUUGGCGUAGUGGUUUCAAGGAUGGUUAAUAUUCACUACAGGGUUAAAUAUGUCUAAACUGUCUCGUCAUGGUGUAUAACGGGAUCGUGUCAAGGAAGGCUGUUUCUCCCAUACAGGACUGGUGCCCCGAGGUAUGGAAUCUCAUCUACCUCAUCUUCGUCCUCCUGGCCAUCGUGGUCUUCACCCUGUCUUCCGUCCGGGAACUGCGGGUGGCGAAGCCAAACAUCAACAACAUCACUGCAAACGGCCCCUACAAGAGCUUCCGCGCGCUGAUAGAGAGUGACUUACACGUCAUUCUGUACUACCUCGAUCUGUCUUGCAUCGUCUUCUUCACCCUCGAGCUGCCCCUCAGGUUCGCGGUCUCACCAAGCAAGAAGACCUUCUUCCGUUCCUUCAUGAACCUGGUUGACCUAGUCCUUGUGAUCAUCAUGUGGGGGUCUUUCUGUCUGGACGAGAUUGUAUUGAAGAACAACCAAUCACAAGAGAUUACCAUCAUCGUAAUUGUUCUGCGGAGUUUACUGUCUCUGCGGAUAUUACGUAUUUUCCAUAUAGCCCGGCGGUUUGACAGCAUGAAGGUUCUGUUUCUCACGUACAAGGCAAGCGUCAAGGAAAUCUUCAUGUUGUUCACGGUGCUCAUCAUUGCCAUCAACAUAUUUGGAACACUGGCCUAUUUCGCUGAGGUGCUAGCAGAAACAAACACGUUUGAGAACAUCCCAGUUGCUCUGUGGUGGGCUAUUAUCACCAUGACGACAGUGGGAUAUGGCGACUAUUACCCAGAGUCCAUCCCAGGCUAUAUAGUAGGUAUCAUCUGUGCCCUGGCAGGGCUUGUGACGCUCUCCAUGCCGAUCGCAAUCAUUGCCACAAACUUCAGUGCCUACUACUCCUGCCUGCCUUCUAGGAAACAGCGCCACCGGAGAUGUGCCUACAUGCGCAAACAGGGAGAGCUAACUGUCGAGAGAUGCGAGAGUCUACACCAGAUGGAGGGUGAGGAGGUUACAAAGGGCAAUGUUGCAAACGGAUCGAAAAUAGUAGUAGUUGGAAGUGCUGUCGAUGAUACGGGGACUUCGACCACUCAUUUCUAGCUGGGAUUGAUUAAGAGCUCAAGCUUCAAGUCGAACACCAUGUCACCAAUGGGUGGAUACCGAUAUGAACUGUGGGGCUGUUGCUUGCUCCUCCCACCGUGUCAGCCCCUCUCAGCCCCUGUCACCCACCACCAACACUCACUACCCCACCACCAAUACUCAUUACCCCGCCACCCACCCCUACAAUAUCCCAGAACCACUUCCUGCCACAAUUACUGAAUGACCCACCAGAUGUGUUUACAUGGUUUGUGUUAAGUGUAACUUUAUUAUACGGAGAUACAUGGACACAUGUGUAUAAAUUCCAAAGGAAAGAACAUGUUUUACUUCCGGCCUUUAUGCCACGUGUUCAAACAUUUAUCAGCUCACAGGAUGCAGAUUGUUCCUUGUUUUACUGAUUACACUUUUAGUGCAGCAUGUUCUGGAAAUUGUUCACAUUUCUAUGCACGCACGAUUGCAAUGGUUGUGAUAAAUGUUUUAUUUCACCUCAA
Molecule: messenger RNA, 2485 nt
Organism: Haliotis rubra (blacklip abalone)
Lineage: Eukaryota; Metazoa; Mollusca; Gastropoda; Lepetellida; Haliotidae
Product: potassium voltage-gated channel protein Shaw-like
Exons: 2
Coding region: 984-1997 (337 amino acids)
Biological process (GO): potassium ion transmembrane transport; protein homooligomerization
Cellular component (GO): voltage-gated potassium channel complex; membrane
Molecular function (GO): protein binding; voltage-gated potassium channel activity
Source: RefSeq, a predicted model, not a curated record